Molecule: messenger RNA, 1307 nt
Organism: Lycium barbarum (goji berry)
Lineage: Eukaryota; Viridiplantae; Streptophyta; Magnoliopsida; Solanales; Solanaceae
Product: protein SRG1-like
Exons: 4
Coding region: 128-1210 (360 amino acids)
Source: RefSeq, a predicted model, not a curated record
UCUUCACCGGACCUUUAUUUAAUAUGCCUUUGAUGAAUGAAUAUUUCGGGCAUGUAUAUGAUUUUUGGGUCUAUAUAUACAUCACCAAAACGGUUUCAUAAUAUAAUGCACUUGUUUUAUUGCAGCCAUGGCCUUAGAGUCAAGAAAACUUGAGAGUUCAAUAAGUCUUCAAGAGCUUUCAAAAGAAGCCAUAAUUUCUAUCCCAAAUCGAUACCUUCACAAUGAUCAAGAACCUAAUUCCCAUCUCUUAGAAGCCAGCCUUGCACCAGAUAUCCCAACAAUUGACUUGAAAACUUUAGUCCUUGAGCAAACCGGAGGUCCUGAACAUCAGAGGCUGCACUUAACUUGCAAAGAAUGGGGAAUUUUUCAGUUAGUGAAUCAUGGAGUCAGCUCUUUAAUAAUGGAGAAACUCAAUUAUGAGAUUGAGGAAUUCUACAGACUUCCGCAAGAAAAGAAAAUGAGAUACAAGCUUAGGGCAGGUGAUUUUGAAGGUUAUGGCCAAACAGCUAUAAACUCUCAAGAUCAAAAGGGCCUCGAUUGGGCUGAUAGGUUUUUCAUGAUAACCAACCCUAUUCAGAGAAGAAAACCACAUCUUCUUCCACAACUCCCUCCUUCACUUAGGGACACUCUUGAGGCUUAUCUCUUGGAGUUGCAAAAACUUGCUGAUAUCCUUGUAUUAUCAAUAGUAAAAACUCUGAAGAUUACUAAAGAAGAAGUAGAAGAGAUGUUCGAGGAUGGGAUACAAUCAGUGAGGAUGGCUUACUAUCCACCAUGCCCAAAACCAGAGCAGAUUAUGGGAUUUAGACCUCAUUCAGAUGCUACUGGAAUCACCAUCCUUCACCAAGUUAAUGGGGUAGAUGGCUUACAAGUUAAAAAGGAUGGUAUCUGGAUCCCAGUACACUUCCUUCCUAAUGCCUUCGUUGUCAAUCUUGGCGACAUUCUUGAGAUAUGGAGCAAUGGUCUUUACAAAAGCACAGAGCACAGGGUAACAGUGAAUUCAAUUAAAGAGAGGAUUUCAAUAGCCAUGUUCUUUAACCCCAAGUUUGAAGCAGAGGUUGGACCAGCAGCUUCAAUAACAAACCAGGACAUUCAACCAGCAUUCAGGACAGUGACAAUGGAAAACUAUGUGAAAGAUUACUUCUCCCGUAAGCAGGAUACAAAGUCAUUCUUGCAGGAUAUGAGGAUUUCACAAGGCAAGACAGCACAAUAGAUCAGUAUAUCUUUAGUUAUAUAGUGAUGCAACCUUAUGUAACAACUACCUGGAAAUAAAUAAAGUUAGAUUAAGUAAAUAAAUGAUCAGUUUAUUA